AUGGAAGAGGCCAUCCUACUCAAUCAAACUUCUUUAGUGACAUAUUUUCGGCUUAGAGGUUUAUCUGUAAAUCAGAAGGCACGGAUAGCUAUGUUUUCCAUGUUCCUCAUUUUGUAUGUCCUGACACUGAUUGGGAAUGUUCUCAUUGUCAUAACUAUUAUCUAUGACCACCGGCUCCGUACUCCCAUGUAUUUCUUCCUCAGCAACCUGUCCUUUAUUGAUGUCUGCCACUCCACUGUCACUGUCCCCAAGAUGCUGAGAGACAUGUGGUCAGAGGAAAAGCUCAUCUCUUUUGAUGCCUGUGUGACCCAGAUGUUCUUCCUGCACCUCUUUGCCUGCACAGAGAUCUUCCUCCUCACCGUCAUGGCCUAUGAUCGGUAUGUGGCCAUCUGUAAACCCCUGCAGUACAUGAUAGUGAUGAACUGGAAGGUAUGUGUGCUGCUGGCUGUGGCCCUCUGGACAGGAGGGACCAUCCACUCCAUAGCCCUCACCUCCCUUACCAUCAAGCUGCCCUACUGUGGUCCUGAUGAGAUUGACAACUUCUUCUGUGAUGUACCUCAGGUGAUCAAGCUGGCCUGCAUUGACACCCACGUCAUUGAGAUCCUCAUUGUCUCCAACAGUGGAUUGAUCUCCGUGGUCUGUUUUGUGGUCCUGGUGGUGUCCUACGCAGUCAUCCUGGUGAGUCUGAGGCAGCAGAUCUCCAAGGGCAAGCGGAAGGCCCUGUCCACCUGUGCAGCCCAUCUCACUGUAGUUACACUGUUCCUGGGACACUGCAUCUUCAUCUAUUCCCGCCCAUCCACCAGCCUCCCAGAGGACAAGGUAGUAUCUGUGUUUUUCACUGCAGUCACCCCCCUGCUGAACCCCGUUAUCUAUACCCUUAGGAAUGAAGAAAUGAAGAGUGCCUUAAACAAGUUAGUGGGGAGAAAAGAGAGGAAAGAAGAAAAAUGA
Messenger RNA from Pan troglodytes (chimpanzee), 948 nucleotides. It is a transcript of the gene OR4E1, whose product is annotated as olfactory receptor family 4 subfamily E member 1. Gene Ontology annotation, cellular component: membrane. Gene Ontology annotation, molecular function: olfactory receptor activity; G protein-coupled receptor activity. Gene Ontology annotation, biological process: G protein-coupled receptor signaling pathway. Bases 1 to 948 code for a protein of 315 amino acids. The record is from RefSeq and is a predicted model, not a curated record. The transcript has a single exon. NCBI's taxonomy places the organism in Eukaryota, Metazoa, Chordata, Mammalia, Primates, Hominidae.